UAUUUAUAUAAUAGGUAGUAAAAUAUUUAUUUCUUAUAAAACUAUACCUUUUAUGAUUCGCGUUUUUAAAUAUAAUCCCAUGUCGGAUUUCUAUAAUUGAAUUAUUUACAUCCCUAUAAAAAUAAUAGUAAUGAUCAUCAUUAAAGUCGUGUUGUGAAUUAAAAUAAAACAAUAUUUCAAGAUGUAUUUUCUAUUGAGAUCUUUUAAAAUUAGAGAAAACAGCACAUUAAAAAUGUAUUUUGGCCUAAAACUAUUAAAAGGAAAUCUAAAAAAGCUUAGCUAUGACCAAAGUAGUACUAUUUUAGGCAUAGAGACAUCUUGUGAUGAUACAGGCUGUGCUGUUGUAAGUGGAAAGAAAGAUAUAUUAGGAGAGUCGCUCUUCUCACAAAAUGUCUUGCAUUUAAGAUAUGGUGGUGUUAAUCCUCUUGUCGCACGAGAUUUGCAUCGGGAAAAUAUUGAUCUAGCGGUAAAUGAAGCUUUAGAGAAAGCUUCCCUAAACAUACACAGCAUUGAUGCAAUUGCUGUAACUAUAAAACCUGGUUUAUUAAUCAGUUUACAAAUAGGCGUGAAGUAUGCCAGAUAUCUAGCCAAAACUCACAAUAAACCAUUAAUACCAAUACAUCAUAUGGAAGCCCAUGCUUUAGUGGCUCGAAUGUUUCAUGAAAUAGAAUUUCCAUUUUUAGCAGUGUUAAUAUCUGGUGGACAUUGUUUGCUUACAGUUGUUAAGGAUGUAGACAAUUUUCUCUUAUUGGGAGGUACUUUAGAUAAUGCACCAGGAGAAGUUUUAGAUAAAGCUGCGAGGAGAAUGAAACUUAGAAAUAUUCCAGCCUACUCUAAACUUCCUGGAGGAAAGGCUAUUGAAACAGCCGCAAAAGGCUCCAAUAAUCCUGAAUUAUUUUCAUUUCCAAUACCAUUAAUAAGAAAUAGAGAUUGUAAUUUUAGUUUUAGUGGUAUUCAAGAUACUUUUUUGAGACAUCUCCUGAGAAAAGAGACUGAACAUAAUGCAAUAGCAGACAGAAUUAUUCCAGAAGUAAAUGACCUUUGUGCAGGUUUACAAAUGGUCAUGGCAGAACAUAUAGCACACAGAAUAGAAAGAGCAGUGUUAUUUUGUAAUAAAAAUAAUUUACUAAAAGAUAAUAAAACUAUUGUGGUUUCAGGUGGUGUUGCAUGUAAUAAUUAUAUUUUUGAAACUUUACAAAAUGUUGGGAAUCUGUUAGAUUGUAAUGUAGUAAGACCUCCUCCUAAAGUUUGUACUGAUAAUGGAAUUAUGAUUGCUUGGAAUGGUAUAGAGAAACUCAAGAAAGGGUGCCAAUUUCAUAGUGUAUCAUUAGACAGUAUUGACCCAAAAGCUCCCUUAGGUACAAAUAUAAUAAACCAAGUAAAGGAUGCAAACUUGUAUGUAAAAGUAAGAAGAUUAAAAAAUAAAAUAAAAUAAAAAUUUCCUUAUUAUUUUCAUGUUUAUUUCAUUUUCAUUAAACAAAGUUGAAACAGAACAGAAGUUUUUGAAAAUUUUACCUAAGAUGUUCUGGUAAUUUAGGUAAUAGUACUAAAAAAACACUUAUAUUCAAAAGUAAUGUGUGGUACUCAAGAGGUACAAAACCUACACUACCAUGCCACAAUUUAAAUGUGAUUUUACAC
Molecule: messenger RNA, 1638 nt
Organism: Nymphalis io (European peacock)
Lineage: Eukaryota; Metazoa; Arthropoda; Insecta; Lepidoptera; Nymphalidae
Product: tRNA N6-adenosine threonylcarbamoyltransferase, mitochondrial-like
Exons: 1
Coding region: 182-1435 (417 amino acids)
Biological process (GO): tRNA threonylcarbamoyladenosine modification
Cellular component (GO): mitochondrion
Source: RefSeq, a predicted model, not a curated record